Molecule: messenger RNA, 1756 nt
Organism: Alosa alosa (allis shad)
Lineage: Eukaryota; Metazoa; Chordata; Actinopteri; Clupeiformes; Clupeidae
Gene: ranbp1
Product: RAN binding protein 1
Exons: 6
Coding region: 123-770 (215 amino acids)
Biological process (GO): positive regulation of mitotic centrosome separation; nucleocytoplasmic transport
Cellular component (GO): cytoplasm; centrosome; nuclear pore
Molecular function (GO): GTPase activator activity
Source: RefSeq, a predicted model, not a curated record
AAGGAGGCGGGUCCAUUACUUCCUUUCUUCCGCGCGCGAAAUCAGUUCGGUGCAGGAAGCUUGGAAAAGUGCUCGACUUUGGAAAUCAUCAAUUGUCGCAAUCUGAAAACAUCUACAUUAAAAUGGCAGAUCCGAAGGACACACAGGAGGAGCAUGAUGCCUCUACAGAAAAUGCAGAAGACUCAAACCAUGACCCCCAUUUUGAGCCCAUUGUGUCACUUCCAGUACAAGAUGUGAAGACGCUUGAGGAGGAUGAGGAAGAAAUUUUUAAAAUGCGAGCAAAGCUCUACCGUUUUGCUAGUGAAAAUGACCCACCAGAAUGGAAGGAGCGUGGUACGGGUGACGUGAAACUUUUGCGACACAAAGAUAAGGGUUCCGUUCGUCUAUUGAUGAGGAGAGACCGCACUCUCAAGAUCUGUGCCAACCACAACAUUAUGCCUUUGAUGGAGCUGAAACCCAAUGCUGGCAGUGACAGGGCCUGGGUGUGGAACACACAUGCUGACUUUGCAGAUGAGGAACCCAAACCAGAACUCCUAGCACUUAGAUUCCUAAAUGCAGAAAAUGCCCAGAAGUUCAAGGCAAAGUUUGAUGAGUGCAAAGAAGAAGUUAGAAAAUUUCUAGAAAAAGAAGAGAAAUCUGCUGGUGACAGUGAUGGUGCAGAUAAAGUGGCUGACAAACUGGAGGAACUCUCAGUAAAAGAGAACAAAGAUGACGCCAAGACAUCGGAUGGGCAGAAAGAUGAAGUGAAGGCCGAGGAGGAGAAGAAAUGAGAUCCGGACGGCGGCUUCACUCAGAUCUUCAACUUGUCAUUUUCCCCCUUUUUUCUACAAUAGACUCUGAAACUGAAUUUGGACACUUGCUUCUUUGUUUGACUUGUUUUUGUUUUGUUUAUUUUAUUUGUUUGCCUUCUGAGAUCACAAGACCUUGGUGCCACACUUCAACAAUUUUGUCCAUUCCUCAAUCAAGAUGUUAAGUGCUUAUCUUGCCCUCCUCACCUGCCCUGUUUUCUUCAUGGUGAAAAUAAAUUGGAUCCGCUCUGGCCAUCUGUAACUCAAAAGUAUCGACAAGACAUGCUGUGAAAAGAGGCUUGUGGUAUUGAUUGAUUCCCACAUUGGGUAAUUUUUACUUAGUUUUUCUUUUUCUUUCUUUUUUUAUAGACAUUCUAAAGUAACUGUGAGUGCUGUUAAGAUCGGGUGUAAGUGGUCUGGGUGGGUUUGAGGCAUGACGAAUGAGCUUUUUCAAAUGUGGACUUGGAUAUUGGAUGCAAGAUAUUAAACAGAUGAAAAUCUAGCAGUCCCAAGAGGUUUUCUUGGGGGUUAUUAUAUUUUUCCCCUGCCAAGGGAUGGAAGACUAGAACUACAAUACAAUUUUGCCCUCAAAUCACAUCAGUGGAACAUGGGCAGACAACCCAAAUAUUUUUGCUUUUCUAUGAGAGGCAGAUGUAUUUAAUAACAGUUCACGUAUGUUUUGAUGAUUAAUGCAAAGGCUCAAACUUGAACUUCAGUAGAAAGUGACAACUAGUAAUGCUUUUUGGGGCAGAAAGCACAUAAACAAUUUUUGUCGGCACUUCAGAUCUUAGAUUGUUUUGGCAUUCCAGUUGCAUCUGUAAAUAAGUGUACAUGGAUGAAAGACUUGCUUUUGAUCUGUGCUUGUAUGGAUAUGGUUCCUCAAUUUUAAACAACCAAUGAAGAUGUCCUGUCUCUUUCCAUUCCAUUUGGGGGAGGGGGGGAAAUAAAUGACACUAUUUUGAAAAUCA